Molecule: messenger RNA, 2973 nt
Organism: Durio zibethinus
Lineage: Eukaryota; Viridiplantae; Streptophyta; Magnoliopsida; Malvales; Malvaceae
Source: RefSeq, a predicted model, not a curated record
UUAAUACAUCUUUGAUUUGACUUUCAUAUGUUUGAAUUUGUCUCUGCACAAUCUCUCUCGGUGUCCCAAUUAUUAAGCCUUGAAUUGUAGGUCAUUGUUUUUUUCUUCGUUAACGUUAUCCAAUCAAAUUGUUAUUCCUUAAUUAAUUGCUAUUUCAAAAUAAAUGGCUCCAAUUUUUUUUAGGUCUAGCAAUGGCUGCCAAUGCCACCACUCGUCCUCAUCCUGCCUAUGUGGUUUCUAAAAGCUUGCGUCUUUACUUCAAACAUCCAAUCUUUGUUUCUUCGUUUCACCUUUUUCUUUCCAUGUCAUUCCGUCCCAUAUAUGUACAUAUCUACAUACAUACAUACAAUUCCGUGCUGAUUAUUAACUAUAAUAAUUUUUUAAUCCUUAACAAUAGUAUUUCAAUCCUUUUAACAGCAAAAAAAAAAAAAAAAAUUUUUUUUGGUUACAAAUAGGAUCAUUUUUUUUUUUUGGUCUUAUAGAUCAACAGGACAGAAGCAGCAAAUUAUUUGAUAUUGACCCCUUUUUGGCAUUCUUUCUUUCAACUAAAAGAAAGUUAAAAAAAAAAAAAGUGUGGAUAAAUUCGCAACUCAGUAUUGAACUGGAAAAGUAAAAAGAUGGUCAACUUUUCUUCAGUUCUAAUUCUGGAUCUGUGAUCUCUUAUUCCAGCUAGACCAAUCACAAAUCACAAGUAAAAACCAAACAAACUCUCCCUCCAAUCUUCAUUAUUUGUUGUCAUUUGCAUUUACAUCACACUCAAACUGCUAUCCAAAUUCAGACGCUAUCAUCACAUUCUAACUUUAAGAGAAACCAACAAGAUGAUCCAAACAUAAAUUAAAAGGUUUUUACUUAAGGAAAAAAAAAAAAAAAACUAUCCACUUGCACUUCUCUAUAUAUUUGGAGAUUGGUACGUGCAUCACAGGGAAAAAAAAAAGAGUGAUGGACCAAACGUAUCUGACUACAAUUGAGAAAUUAUUACUGGACGCUUAGUUAUCAACAACACAAAUACAAAUACAAAUACAAAUACAAAUACAAAUACAAAUACAAAUAAAAGCUGACCAAUACCCCGCUCAUACAUAUUCAAAGUCUUGACAAUUCAGGGAUUUUCCUCCUCUUCUGUUCUUUUAGCCUCAGAUUGUUAUGCAAUAUUCCUGUGGCUGCUACAAAAAACAUAACCAUCAACAAACAGGGAGAAUUGAAAGAAGCUGCUGCUGCACUGCACCCAAUAUAUUUUCUGUCUGAUAUAUAAACAAAGGUGAAAGAAUAAGUGUACGUGUAUAAGCUAUAAGAUGGGUUUCUGGGCACUGUUCGAGGUGGCUUCCAUGCCAAUUUUGCAGAUAUUUAUAAUAAGUUUGUUGGGCGCUUUCAUGGCGACUGAUUAUUGCAAACUUCUCCCAGAAGACACCCGGAGAUCCUUGAAUAAGCUUGUGUUCGUUGUGUUUACCCCUGCGCUCAUGUUUGCAAGUCUUGCCAAGACUGUCACGCUCCAAGACAUUAUUUCAUGGUGGUUUAUGCCUGUAAACAUUGGAAUUACCUUUCUAGUGGGAGGAAUUGUUGGAUGGAUCGUGGUUAAGAUACUGAGACCAAAGCCCCAUCUGGAAGGUCUCAUCAUUGCUACAUGUUCAUCUGGGAACUUGGGAAAUCUUCUCCUUAUAAUUGUCCCUGCAAUCUGUAAUGAGGAUGGAAGCCCAUUUGGGAAUCGUAAUGUUUGCAAUUCAGUUGGACUUUCAUAUGCAUCUUUCUCCAUGGCGCUUGGUGGUUUCUACAUUUGGACUAUCAGUUACCAAAUGCUAAAAAUUUCGGCUGUGAAAUUCAAAGCAUUUGAAGCAGCUGAGGCAUUCGUUUCAAAAGAAGCCAACAAGAGCUUGGAUGCCACAGCCGAAAGUCAGCUUCUGAAGGGAGAAAGUGAAGAGCAAGUUGCUAUAACACUGGCAACAAAAUCUAUUGAAGAUCCCGAGAACCAAGCAAAUGUAUCCCAAGAAAGUAGCCCAAAGCAAAAAGGGAAGGCAUCGUUCUGGGUUAAAGCGGUGGGGUUUCUUCGUCAGAUUUUAGAAGAGCUAAUGGCACCGCCAACGCUGGGUGCGAUUUUGGGAUUCUUGUUUGGAGCGACCGGUUGGCUGAGAAAUCUUAUAAUCGGUGAGGGGGCUCCACUACGGGUAAUCCAAGACUCAAUUAAACUACUAGGGGAUGCAACAAUCCCAUGCAUCACCCUCAUACUAGGAGCCAACUUGAUUCAAGGUUUACGUUCCUCCACAAUCAGACCGUUGCUUGUCGUGGGAGUGGUCGGUGUUCGAUACAUUAUACUCCCGGCUAUUGGUAUUUUGGUUGUUAAAGCAGCUGGGAACCUUGGCUUCCUACCCUCCGACCCUUUGUUCCGUUACGUGCUGAUGAUUCAGUUCACUCUGCCACCUGCUAUGAAUAUUGGUACCAUGACCCAGCUGUUUAAUGUGGGUCAAGAGGAGUGUUCGGUCCUCUUUCUAUGGUCAUACCUGGCUGCCGCUCUUGCUCUCACAACUUGGCCAACAGUCUUCAUGUGGAUCUUGACCUGAAGAGACUCCAGUGCCGGAUUUAAGAAAGCCCAAAAAUAAAAAAGCCAUCAAUUCAUAUUUCAUUUAUACAGCUGAACUUGAGAAUGAGAUUCUUUUUUUUUUUUUUUCCCUCUUUUAAUAUGGUAUUGAAAUUGAAGCGAGAGAUGAGUGAUUAGUGAAGACUGAAGACUGAAGUCGAGUGGUCUGAUGUGUAAUGGCUUGUGAAAUGACAAGUGGAGGUCAAAGGGGUUCCAUGGCGUGGAUAUAUUUACAUAUAGGUGCCAGUAAUUAACUUAAUUGUAAUAAAAAAAAUAUACAGAUCUGUUAGGACUAGGAAGCUUGUUUCUGUUCAGGGGGCUGGGGGUGGGGCAUUAUACCUCAUUUUGUAUGUAAAAUGUUAUAGUUCAUCAUAUUCAUUUCAGUGUCAUCAUAGUUGGAUUCUUUC